AUGAGCGUCCACUCGCUCGACUAUGCGCAGCCGGACAAUAUGCGACUUGAACCGCUUCCAAACCUUGAUCUCGAAGCUGGACGCCACUCGCCUACCUCCCCUACAGAGAGAUCCCCAAAUAGGGGGAAUGGGUCAUUCGUAGACGUGAACGCGUUCACCACUGCAGCACGGAUCAACUCAACCGACACAGCCAAACGUCGCAUGCGACGUUCGAACACGGCGCGCUCCUAUCGACCUGAAGGCUUUGCCCAGAACUCGACUUGGCAGCCCGGAACCGAACCUGGUAUCGAUCCGACCAAAUCCCUCCCCGACUCGAGUGCCGAAUGGGCAUCGAACGUGCCCAGCGAUCUACAUCGAGAGUGUGAAAUUACAGUGGUGGAUUUCUCGCAGAAUGAAAUGCGGCAGUAUGAGUUGGACAACGCGACGCUAGAACAGUUUCUGGCGCGUGAACGAGAACCAUGGGUGCAAUGCCGAUGGAUCAACGUGAACGGCCUAAGCUGGGACGUGAUUAAAAUUCUUGGAAAUCAUAAAAAGCUACAUCGACUUGCGAUCGAAGACGUGGUUCACACAACGAACCGAACGAAAGCCGAUUGGUAUUCGGACCAUGUUUUUGUUGUGUUGGCAUUGCAAAAAUUGGUCAAGCUGCAAGAAGAAAAGAGUGACUCUGACGACGAGGACGCCGCAGAUGGUAAAUUUAAGGAGAGAACCGGAUCUGUUGCAAGUGACAGAAGCUCGGUGUCUAUCAAACGGCUCACCAAGCGAAAUCUCAUCCUUGACGCUCUCAAGGACAUCUUCCGGCCCAAGCGAGGGUCACACGAAGAACGCGAAGACAAAAUUCCCGUUGGAGCUAGUGUUCGCCCUGGUCCACGUCGGCAGUCUUCGAAGCAUACUUCCCAUUUUGGAGAUUUGUCUGUGACCAAGGGACGCACUGCUAGGACUCUACAGCGAUAUCGCGGUGGUCCAAAUGAAGGCCGAAUUGAGUUCAUGGAACGUCAUGCAGUGUUGGCAGCCAAAAACCUAUGCGUCACACUAGAGCAAGUUUCAAUAUUCUUACAUGCCGACAAUACCGUGACAUCCUUUUUUGAAAGCAGUGCCGAUGAUAUCGAAGCCCCUAUUGUUCGGCGUCUGAGUUCUCCUGAGACGAUUUUGCGACAAUCCUGCGAUGCAAGCAUGCUCCUGCAGGCCAUCCUUGAUGCCAUUAUCGAUCUCGCGCUUCCAGUAACCAUGGCCUACCAAGAUGCCAUUGGCGAUCUCGAACUUGAAGUCUUGACUGAUCCGGAUAUCGAUCAAUCCAAGAGCUUGUACAUCCUUACGUCCGAAAUCUCAGUACUGCGUAAUUCUAUGCAGCCUAUCGUCGCCGUGAUCAACGCGCUUCGUGAUCAUCGAUCGCAACCAAUCGGUACACCUGGACUCGGAAUUGUCCGCAGUAGCCCUCAGAGCCAAGGUACUGCAACGGAUGAUCCAUAUUACGACCACGAAGAUGAUCCACGAAUCGAAAUUGCGCCACCAAAUUUAAAGAGUACUAGCGGCUCGACUGUGACGAUAAGUCACAUGUGCCAUACCUACCUGGGUGAUGCCCUAGAUCACUGUAUUACCAUCGUGGAAGGAUAUGAUCAAAUGCGACGUGCUGCGGAUAACAUGAUUGAUCUUAUUUUCAACACUAUUGGUGCCUACCAAAACGAGAGCAUGAAACAGCUCACCAUCGUCACUUGUCUGUAUCUCCCUAUGACCUUCUUGACGGGGUACUUUGGAAUGAACUUCACUGACUUUGCUGGCAUUAACAAUAGCGACUCCUAUUUUUGGAAGAUUGCUAUUCCUUUCGUUUUCGUGACAACUUGCUUUUUAAUGCGUGACAAGAUUCAGCGUACCGCUGUCAUGCUCGCUCAGAAGCGUCUUAUCACUAGCUCCAGGAAACAACGACAAGAACGGAAGGAGAAGUAA
This is a messenger RNA of Penicillium longicatenatum, 1941 nucleotides long. Its product is annotated as putative CorA family metal ion transporter. Gene Ontology annotation, biological process: metal ion transport; transmembrane transport. NCBI's taxonomy places the organism in Eukaryota, Fungi, Ascomycota, Eurotiomycetes, Eurotiales, Aspergillaceae. Gene Ontology annotation, cellular component: membrane. The transcript is spliced from 5 exons. Bases 1 to 1941 code for a protein of 646 amino acids. The record is from RefSeq and is a predicted model, not a curated record. Gene Ontology annotation, molecular function: cobalt ion binding; magnesium ion transmembrane transporter activity; magnesium ion binding.